Molecule: messenger RNA, 1857 nt
Organism: Vidua chalybeata
Lineage: Eukaryota; Metazoa; Chordata; Aves; Passeriformes; Viduidae
Product: olfactory receptor 14J1-like
Exons: 2
Coding region: 804-1784 (326 amino acids)
Biological process (GO): G protein-coupled receptor signaling pathway
Cellular component (GO): membrane
Molecular function (GO): G protein-coupled receptor activity; olfactory receptor activity
Source: RefSeq, a predicted model, not a curated record
CUCUUCUCCCAGCCCAGCAGGGCUGGGGCACUGCCUGCAGCCAGCGCGGGCACAGCACAGAGGCACAGAGAGAGGAGAGGCAGCCUGGGCUUGGAGAGUGACUGAGACCUCACUAGAGGAGAAAUCUUGACAGGGUUUGAAUGAAUAAUUCUCUGUCUCUAGGAAAGUUAAACUUCCAUUCCUGGAGGGAUCUCCUAAGGCUGGCCCAUCCCACAGUUUCCAUGGUCUUUUGCAAGGGCUCUCCCAGUUCCUCUGGUGCAGAAGAGGUGGCCAUAGGGCAGACAGGGCAGUACCUGCAGGCAGCAAGGGCAGGCAGCAGCAGUGAGAACGAGGUUAAAGGCAGCCUGGGGUGGGAGGACAGGAGAGUCCCCAUCAGGGGAGAAAUCUGCACAGCCCCUGGACACGGUGAGUCUCUGGCUGCAGAGCAAUGCAGGUGCAGCUGGAUGAACAAAUACAAGGAACUCCCUCAGCUCAGUUCUUCAGAUGGGCAAAUUGCAAACAGUUGAGCUGAAAAUCUUUUUGGUGUCUCACAAGUCCAUUUAAUUGGAGAUCCGCCAGCACUCUCAGUUGCCUCUCACUGCACAAGAAGAAGAAAUCCUCCUGAGCCCUUUUGUGAGUCCCUGCUCUCAGUGUCUGCAAAACCCAGAGACCAGGUGAGGGGAAUGCACUGAAGUGAUCCUGAAAAGAGCAACCCUGAAAGCUGAAUUACUAUGAGAUAUGCAAUAUAUUUUCCUUGUAGAAGUGUGGCCUGACCCAGUCCUGUAUUUUUCCCCUUAGCAGAAAACCAUUUCCUGUGGCAGCAAAUGUCCAAUAGCAGCUCCAUCAGCCACUUCCUCCUGCUGGCACUGGCAGAGACGCGGCAGCUGCAGCUCCUGCACUUCUGCCUCUUGCUGGGCAUCUCCCUGGCUGCCCUCCUGGGCAACGGCCUCAUCAUCAGCGCCGUAGCCUGCGGCCACCACCUGCACACGCCCAUGUUCUUCUUCCUGCUCAACCUGGCCCUCAGCGACCUGGGCUCCAUCUGCACCACUGUCCCCAAAGCCAUGCACAAUUCCCUCUGGGACACCAGCACCAUCUCCUACACAGCCUGUGCUGCACAGCUCUUUUUCUUUCUGCUCUUCAUCUUAGCAGAGAUUUCCCUCCUGACCAUCAUGUGCUACGACCGCUACGUGUCCAUCUGCAAACCCCUGCACUACGGGACCCUCCUGGGCAGCAGAGCUUGUGCCCACAUGGCAGCAGCUGCCUGGGCCAGUGGCUUUCUCUAUUCACUGCUGCACACGGCCAAUACAUUUUCCUUGCCCCUGUGCCAAGGCAAUGCCCUGGGCCAGUUCUUCUGUGAAAUCCCACAGAUCCUCAAGCUCUCCUGCUCCCAAUCCUACCUCAGGGAACUUGGGCUUCUUGCUCUUAGUGUGUGUUUGGCAUUUUGUUGUUUUGUGUUCAUUGUUUUCUCCUAUGUGCAGAUCUUCAGGGCUGUGCUGAGGAUCCCCUCUGAGCAGGGAUGGCACAAAGUCUUUUCCACCUGCCUCCCUCACCUAGUUGUGGUCUCUCUGUUUGCCAGCACUGCAGUGUUUGCCUACCUGAAGCCCCCCUCCAUCUCCUCCCCAUCCCUGGAUCUGGCCCUGUCAGUUCUGUACUCAGUGGUGACUCCAGCCCUGAACCCCCUCAUCUACAGCCUGAGGAACCAGGAGCUCAAGACUGCAGUGUGGAGACUGAUGACUGGAUGCUUUCGGGAAUGUUACACUGCUGGCCAAUUUCUGCCAAUCACUUGUAAUAAAAGUAAUCUUUGAUACUUCUUGUUGGUUUCGUUUUGCAGGUUCUUUUUCUUUAUUUUACUUUUAAAUAUUGUCCACAAGGAAAUGU